CAGACCUUUUUGUUUUUUAUUCAAUUUCAUUCAGCUGCAAGAAAUCUACUUCCUACCAACCUUUGUCUUCAUGGUCCAGCCAUUUUAAGGAAAUCCAAACUAUUGUUUGUUUUUGCCAAAGAUUUUGUCAGUUUUUCUUCAGCUUCCAUUUCCAUAGCUCUGAAUAUGAAUAUGCAUUCUCUUCUAAAACUAGCUCUAAUUUGUUCCUUUUGGCCCACUAUUACCCCCUUGAGUUUGAAUUAUCCAGCGGUGUUCAACUUUGGGGACUCAAAUUCAGAUACUGGCGGAUUAGUUGCCGGAAAAGCUUUUCCGAUGAUACCACUUAAUGGAGAAACUUACUUCCAUGAACCCUCUGGGAGAUUCUGUGAUGGUCGCUUAAUCAUUGAUUUUCUAAUGGAGGCAAUGGAGCUUCCAUACCUGAACCCAUAUUUGGAUUCUGUUGGCUCUCCCAGUUUCGAGACAGGGUGCAAUUUUGCAACCGGAGGGUCGACCAUACUUCCAGCUGAUGCAGCUUCUCCAAAUCCUUUUUCCUUUAACCUUCAGAUAUCUCAAUUCUUCAGAUUAAAGAAUCGAGUUCUUGCGUUACUCUCGAAAGAUAAAGAACUUCAGAAGUAUCUUCCUGCAGAAGAUUAUUUCAAGCAGGGCCUUUACAUGUUUGAUAUCGGCCAGAAUGAUCUCGAUUUCGCAUUCUACUCAUCAACGUCGGAGGAACAAGUACUUGCUUUGAUCUCAAAACUUCUGUCAGCACUCAAGGAUGGAAUGAAGAGAUUAUAUGAUGCAGGAGCAAGGAAUUUCUGGAUUCAUAACACAGGUCCCCUUGGAUGCUUGCCAAGAAUCAUUGCUACAUUUGGAAAAGACGCCUCGAACCUAGAUGAGCUUGGUUGCGUAAUUUCACACAAUCGAGCAGCUAAGGUUUUCAACAUGAAACUCCAUGAUAUAUGUCUAAAGUUAUUGGCACAAUUGCCUGAAGCUAAUUGCACUUACAUUGACAUUUACUCAAUAAAGCUAAACCUUAUUUCAAACUAUUCUCUAUAUGGAUUCCAACAACGUUUAGCAGCAUGCUGUGGUUAUGGUGGACCUCCAUUGAAUUUUGACACUAGGAUUGCUUGUGGCCUAACUAAAGAUCUGGAUGGGAGCAUAGUGUCAGCAAAUCCAUGUAAUAACACCGCUGAGUAUAUAAAUUGGGAUGGAAAUCAUUAUACAGAAGCUGCAAACAGAUUUGUUGCAGACCUAAUACGAACAGGAAACUACUCCGAUUCACCUCAGUUGGCAAAUACACCAUUAAUUCUUACCUGAGCAAAGAGGGGGAAUGAGCUAUUGUUGCUCUAUUCAGUUUGUAUUUUGUAUUACUUAAUCAGAGUUCAUAUGAAAAUGGCAGAUAGAUGUAAAGCAUGGCAUAUGUGUUGAAUAAAGACAACCAGUGAAAAGUCUCCGCUGAAACCAACAGGUUCACGAAAAGAGUUAUAGUUUGAUGAGUACUGAAACUUUUUUUGGUUCUCUUUUGCUGCUUAGAAGGACAAAUUACCAAUACAAAGUUUCUUCAGCUCAUUCAGUACUAAUUUAGGUAGGAUCAUAUUUCCGCAUAGCUCGAGCCCCAAUAUAAUUAUUAGUGCAGACGUAUCAUUUUCAUUGUUGCUAGCAAUCCAAAAUCAUAAAUAUGAAAUGCAAUGAU
This is a messenger RNA of Durio zibethinus, 1672 nucleotides long. Its product is annotated as GDSL esterase/lipase At1g54790-like. Lineage: Eukaryota; Viridiplantae; Streptophyta; Magnoliopsida; Malvales; Malvaceae. The record is from RefSeq and is a predicted model, not a curated record. Gene Ontology annotation, molecular function: hydrolase activity, acting on ester bonds.